AACGGACCGACCUGAGACGGACGGCCAACACGUGCCGGUCAUGUUAACACGGGACACGCAUGAGUGAACUCUCGCCCAGGCACAUGUACUGGACAUUCUGUAUCUGUAUGGUACAUGGACACCUUUCAUGUUGAGUAUAGGCCUACAUGUCCACGGUGAGGGGGAGUUUCAAAUUCCAGACCGAGAAAAUAUCAUUUUGAGUUUGUAGAAAUCAUUGGAUGGAAUUGUUUCUAAUGGAUACAUCUACUUGCUGAAGAACAUGAUGAGGAAUUUAUUUGUUACAUUCGUUAGGCGAUGUAUAUGCCGACAUCAUGAGGGACGAUUAGCCACUACUUAUAGCUACAGCACAGAAACUUCUACAAGUAGUUUUUGUGAACCAAACACCUUUAAGCAGGGCAGAUACUUCCUGAAACAUUAUACAAAGCAACCUUCACGUGAAGAGAGAAGCAUCCGCUUUCAUAGAAAGAGAAUUACAGUGGCUGAUGUAGAACCAUACUUUGAUUCAUGCCAGUCAAGUGUUGAAGUUUUCAAAAGUAUUUUAGAUCAGAAACAAAAUUUGUCCUCUGAGCAAAGGAUAGCUUUAGAUGCCAUCCAGAUGAACAUUUGGAACUUUCAUGUCCUUGAUUUAGACUUUGAUCAGCUCCUUGAUAUGAUUGAGAGAAGUAUAAUGCAGAACUAUUACAGUGAACACCUACUACGGGCUUUGUUCAUGAGAGCAACAGAGAAGUUUGACAUAUAUAAUUGGGAUACGACUUCCAUUACUCGUCUGAUGUUAACUACAACUGUUUUUAGACAAGUCCCGCACACGUUAUUGAGUAAGGUACAUACAUUUGUCUGUUUGAACAUAAAGUUAUUCUCCCUGAAAGAAUUAGCUUUGAUCAUGAAUGCUUUUUAUGUAGGAAAAUUCAAAUAUGGCCAUGAAGAUUUACUGGCUUCGACAGUCAUUGACAAAUCUCUGACUAAUCUGCAUGACAUUGAUUCUGCAGACCUCUUCAUCAUCGUUAAGGCCUGCCAAUCUCGAGUAGCCAGCAAAGCUCCAUUCCUGUUGGAUAUGGCCAGAGCUUUGACAAAGAAUGAGGAUGUGUUGAAAAAGCAUUGCAGAAAUUUUGUUGAUGUAGCAUAUUUCCUAAAGCAGUAUGCUAUGUUCAAACUUGAUGUUCCUAAAUUUGUGAAGGCUGUGCUAAAGGUUAUGCCUAAACCUACAGAUUUCACGGUGGUUCCAUGUGCACAAUUAGGAAAAAUUCAACUGAAGAAUACUGACACCAAAUUGUUAAUUCGACAAAAGGAUAUUGGCACAAUAUCGUGGGCACUCGGGUGUUUAGCGUAUGAUCUUAAUGACUUGACUGGCAUCCACUCAUAUUUAGAAAAUCUGUUCUCUGCUAGUUAUAGCACACAUCAAACAGACCAUACCUAUUGUAGGGAAUUUUUCUUCGGUCAAGUUGUGGUUGGAAGAUUUUCACCUCUUUUCAUCGAAUAUAUGAAAGUUCACAGUUCUAAACAUUUGAAAGAGGAAUUUAUGAAUCAAAACUUAUGGAAACGAAAGAUGUUGUCCAUUUUACUUCGGGUUUCCAUGGAUAUCGAAUGUCCGGAGGUUGAACUCAAGAAAAUUCCCCAGGGCAUGUUGGAGUCGAACAUGAAAGCUUCUGCUCCCAAAUCCACAUACCAGUAUAUACAACAAGUGACCAACUGUGUGAACAAGAUGUUAGAAGGGAGAUUCACUGUGUGUCAUACCAUCCUGCCUUACAUCCCAAAAAUGUUGGAAAUUCGUUUGGACAACAACAACAGACCUGUUUCCUUUACUCCAACAAACUAUGAGGAUCUGUUAAAAGAAAUGAAAAACAAACAAGUGUUGUCACGAAGUGGGAGACGAAUUGCGAUCUUACUGAGGAGUAAAUCAUCUUUCUUGAAAACGGCCAAAAAACACAGUAUAUAUGACCGACCCUCUGGUUUCACAAUUGUCAGUGAAAGACAACUACAGAAACUUGGAUAUGAAUCUUGUUUGUUAACGUCACAACCAGAAUCUGUCUCCGAUGUAGCCGAAAAUAUAUUGUCAAAGUUGGUGCAUGAUUUUGGAAUGGAGGUGAAUUCAGCAGUACAUAUCAAGAAGACAUGAUCAAAGUAUGGGUUGUUGAUAGACAUUGUGUGGGAUGAUGUGGACUCAGGACACAAAACAGGAUAUGUACAAGUCGAACUGAUGGUAGUUAACAAUGUGUAACUUGGCCAGGUGACUAAUAGUGGCUAGUAGAAUUUCAGAGUUCUGGGUUUGAUUCGUGGUCUGGCCAUUUAUAUUAUAAUACAUGGGCUGUCUUGUGUAGAUCCAU
Pecten maximus is the source of this 2321-nucleotide messenger RNA. RefSeq lists its product as uncharacterized. NCBI's taxonomy places the organism in Eukaryota, Metazoa, Mollusca, Bivalvia, Pectinida, Pectinidae. The transcript has 7 exons. Bases 260 to 2113 code for a protein of 617 amino acids. The record is from RefSeq and is a predicted model, not a curated record.